Molecule: messenger RNA, 1890 nt
Organism: Octopus sinensis (East Asian common octopus)
Lineage: Eukaryota; Metazoa; Mollusca; Cephalopoda; Octopoda; Octopodidae
Product: estradiol 17-beta-dehydrogenase 2
Exons: 5
Coding region: 279-1514 (411 amino acids)
Molecular function (GO): oxidoreductase activity
Source: RefSeq, a predicted model, not a curated record
UUGUCAACCACCAAUUACCAUCACCGCAUCUAACAGGAUCUUUAGAAUGGAAGUGGAAGUGAAGAGGAGGAGUUUGGGAGACAGCUUCUCAAGUGGUGGAAAAUCCACUUUUAAAAAUACAAUAGAAAGCGCUAUAAAACGGCGAGCAGCGAAAUAGCUGAAACAGUCCCAAAAGAUUGCUGAAACUAUUCAAACCGAAAACACGCUUCUCAUACUAAACAAGAACUUUACUACUACCAUUCUAAACAAGAACUUUACUACUUACCACUUUUAGGACUAUGAAAUCAAUGAUGACAGUAAACGACAGAGUACAAACCCCAGACAGUAGUAGUAGUAGUGAUUCCAGAUUAACGAACAGCCCCAAAAUGGAUAAAGAAUCUUAUUACUGCUCCAAUUAUUAUAUGAAACUUUUCAUGUACAUAAUUCUGUGUUUGUUGAUUAUAAAACUGUUGCGGAAGCGAGCGAUGAUACGGAGAAGUUUAUUUAUAAAAUCUAUAUUACUAGCCAUCGUCUAUUACAUGACUGUCAGCUUAACUACACAGUCUUAUUACUUAGAAUUCAUCGUGUUGGCCACGGCUAUCCUGGUCGUUCAUCGCAACACCCCGACGCAGAAAUUGCCGAUAAACAACAAAGCUGUUCUCAUCACCGGUUGUGAUCGAGGAUUUGGGCAUGCAUUAGCUAUCAAAUUAGAUCAGCUUGGAUUUAAAGUAUUUGCUGGUUGUCUUGAUAAAAGUGGUGACGGUGCUGCAGAACUAAAGGACAACUGCUCAAAUUUAUUACACGUCCUCCAACUUGAUGUGUCAAACCAGAGUCAAAUCAACAGUGCUUUUGAGACAGUCGCAGAUAACUUAGGAAAUUACAUUCUUUGGGGAUUGGUCAACAAUGCCGGAAUAUGUUAUAUUGGAAAUUCUGAGAUAAUUUCAACAGCUGACUCGCUUAAACUAAUGGAUGUCAACUUUCGAGGACCAUUCCUGUUGUGCCGCAAGUUCCUUCCUUUACUCCGCAGAAGUCAAGGUCGGAUUGUCAAUGUAUCAAGUAAUGCUGGAUUAGCUCCAGUAGCUUUGAUGGGUGCCUACUGUUGCUCGAAAUCUGCUCUCUUCAUGUUGUCCGAAGUUCUCCGUGCUGAGAAUGAACGAUGGGGAGUAAAGGUGUCCACAAUUGUACCCAGUGGUUAUAAGACAGGAAUAAUUGCAUAUGACAAAACAAAGAUGGCUGAGAAAUGGUGGGCAGAAGCACCAACUAUUAUCAAAGAAGACUUCGGACAGGAGGCAUUUGUUGCCAGACCAAAAGCAGGAGACUCUGAUGAAAUGCUAUCAGCUGAUAUUUCACCUGUCAUUAAUUCUAUGAUUGAUGGACUUCUUUCACAAAAUCCUCAAUUUGUCUAUUACAAAGGAUUCCUUUCGCGUCUCAUCCCAUUCUGUUAUUUGCAUUUGCCGACCAUCCUUAGACAACCUGUGAUGCAUGUCUUGGCUGACUGGUUUGAAUUCCAACACUCGUGGUUACAAGAAGAAUAGACAUUUAAAAAGAAAAUAGUUUUCUAAUGCAUAAAUGUAUUUCUACAAGAAAAAACCAUUUACAAACAAAGCAGGUUUCCUGAACCGAAAACUGUUCUGUAAGGGAUUCCUUUGAACUUUUUUGUGACUGGCAUUUCUGUAAAAUAUUUCUGUUCUGCUCCGUGACGUUAGAACAUUUUUUUGAUGAACAUCCUAUGUUUGUGGUCACAUGCUGAAGGAUUCUGAGGAAAUCUCAUCUAGGUUUUAAGAAGCGCUUUCCUAUGAUCCAAGAGUAGAUAUUUGUGUACAUUAUUUAUUAUUUUUUUUUUUUUUUUAUCUUGCUCUGACAAGUAUUCUAUUUAUUUAUUUAUUUUUCUUUUUCUCAAAGUCAGAAAUA